AUGCUUGUGGAGCGUAGGCCUGGUCCUAGUAAUUCCGGUUAUGGUUCCGGUUCCGGUCCACUUUAUGAAAAUUUCAGAAGGACGGAAAGUGCCUCAAAUGUUGUCAGAUCAGUACCAAAGCAUUCAAAGCGUUCUCGAUCUGCUAUUUUAUCUUCAAGACCAAAAUUAAUUCGAAAUAGUGAAGACUUUUCUAUCGCUUUUAAUAAUAUGCAUAAAGAUAUUAUUCGGACAAAAGCGCCAAUUGAUAUGAGGCCUCUGUCUAUUCCGCCACCUGAAAUUAAGCGUAAUAGCCGAGCAGAAUCAUACUGUUACGCAGUUCUUGGAAUCGCAACAAUAAUCGUUUUUGGUAUUGCAUUUACAAUUUGGCUCACUUAUGAUUCUCUCGAAAAAUUUGUUUCUGAUUUUUUUAAUUAG
Molecule: messenger RNA, 414 nt
Organism: Thelazia callipaeda (thelaziosis nematode)
Lineage: Eukaryota; Metazoa; Nematoda; Chromadorea; Rhabditida; Thelaziidae
Source: the annotation of a GenBank genome assembly